AUGGCCGGGGGGAAACAACUCAAGAAGCUAAGAGAGUCUCUUAAAAAUGCAGGUCUGACAAACCAAUCCUUUGGUAAAAAAGGAAAGGGUAAAGGUAAGAAAAGCGCACAGGACAAACUAAGAAAAGAUGAUAAACAAAAGGUAUUAUCUGAAAUCAGAGAGCAAUUCAACCCAUUUGAUGUUAAAGUAAGCAGGAAUAAAAGGGCGGACGCAUUGCAAAAGAAACUCACUGUUGGUAAGCCCGGAAUCACAAAACAGAUUGGGGAAGAAAACAGACGUAAAGAGUACGAAGAGAAAAUGGCCAAGCAAGGUAAGGCUGGUGGUAUAAUUGAUAGAAGAUUCGGUGAGGGCAAUUCAAAGUUGUCUACUGAAGAGAAAAUGCUUGAAAGAUUUACCAGGGAGAGGUUAUCCAAGGCGUCUAAGAGUUCAAUGUAUAACUUAGAUGAUGACGAUAAUAUUGAUUUCACAGAUGAUGUUUUCAGUGGAUUGACCCAUCUUGGCCAAUCCUUAUCAGGUAAGGAUACCAUUGAUGACGAUGAUUUUUUCUCCAAGAAGAGACCGGCUGGUGAAGAUGAUGAUGCUGAAGAAGCAAAUCAUGAACCUGAACGGAAGAAAACAAAGGCAGAAGUUAUGAAGGAAAUUAUUGCUAAAUCUAAAAAAUACAGGUAUGAACGUCAAAAGGCGCAUUUGGAAAACCAAGAAGUUGUUGGCGAGUUAGAUGAACAAUUUGAUAAUGUUAUGGAUGAAAUCAGUAGUGUAAAUAGAAGCGUUGUUGAAGAAUCAAAGAAGAGUGAGGCUGAUCUUGCCUAUGAUAUGAAAGUUACAGAAGCUAAAUUGGAUAGAAGAGCAAAACCAACUGACAGAACGAAAACCGAAGAGGAAAUUAGGAAGGAAGAGGAAGAAAGAAAGACAGAGCUGGAAAAGAAAAGAUUGGCCAGAAUGGAAGGUGAAGUUGAAGAACUCGCAGAAGUUAGACCAGACGGCGCUGUGGGAGAUGAUCUAGACGAUGAUUUCUGGGCAGGUAGUGGUGAUGAAGAGACUGGAUUCACCGUGGGGUCCCCCGUCACCUCUGUUUCUGAUUCUGAAGAAGCAAGUGGUGAUGAGGAGGAAGGAAACAAAGAAUACCAAUCAGUCAGGGGAGAAAAGCCUUCCGAGAAUGUCAUCACUAUUGGUAAUAAAAAAAUCAUCAUCAAGAAGGCUGAAAAGGCAAGGCUAACAUGUCCCCAGACACUAGAGGAAUUGAAAAAACUUGUCAAUGUGGAUUAUGAAGAAACUGUUUCCACUAUUAAGAAGGUUUUUGAGACAUACCAGCCAAAAUUGGCCGAAGGUAAUAAGGAAAAACUAGGUGUUUUCACCACUGUUCUUCUUGAAUAUCUCCUUGAACUUUCAAAUGAAAAUAUUGGAUUUGAAGAUGCUAAAUAUGUGAGACUAAUGGACUUUUUAACCCGUACAGUUUGCAAUUUGACUGAAAAAUACCAAGAUUUGCUACUACAAUCUUUUAGAGGACAUAUAAAAGCAUCGCAUGAGAGAUUACUUUCACAAGAUGCGAGAAGUUUUCCUUUGCAAAGUGACGCUAUACUAUUGACAUUGAUUGGACGUACUUUCUCAACUUCCGAUAAGUUUCAUCUUGUUGUUAUUCCAGCUCUGUUAUUAGCAUGUGAGGCGUUGGAAUUCAUGAAACCAGAAUCAAAUAAAACACACCUAUUUUUUGGUGUAUUCUUAUCCGAUUUACUAUUACAAUAUGAACGUGUAUCAGAGAGGGUCAUCCCCGAAGUUAUAUCAUUUAUCCAUCGAGCACUAUUAUCCCUGGUCUCAAAACCCGAAGAACUUGAAGGUUGGGAGCAGGUAUUGGUUUGCUCAACCCAACCAACUGCCACUGAGUUUACACGUCCGCCAAAUAGGGAAUUGCCAACAGACGACGUCAAACUUUCGAUUAGCAAAAUGUGGGAAAUUUCCAAAUCCAAUGACAGUAAAGCAACUCAUGAAUUUCUUGAUUCAAUAUUAAUGAAAGCAAUCAGAACUUUGGAUGUUUUAAUUACCAAAAUGAUCAAAAAUACAUCUGCAGCGCCAGAAUUAACAUCAUCUUUUAUCCCAAUACUUCGUCAUUUAAUCAAAACACUACCAAAUACAAACAGCAUAGUCAUAAAUGUUGCAAGUAAGCUAAACAACAUCCAUAAAAUAUCAACAAAGGAACGUCGUCCGUUGAAAUUACAACAACAUCGUGCUAUUGGUAUUGCUCAAGUUGCACCUCGCUUCAGUGAGAGGUUUAACCCUGACCGUAAAUCUGCACGUACAAUUGAUAUGGAUCCUACCGAUCCUAUCGCUGUCAGGGAUGAAAUUUCCAAGUUGAAACACCAAGUUAAAGAAGAACGUAAACAAGCACUUAAGGAGAUUAGAAGAGAUACUAAGUUUGAAGCAAGAGCACAAAUCGAAAGAAAGAAGAAAGAAUAUGAUGAAUACCAUAGUAAAAUGGCUAAAAUCUACAAUUCCAUUCAAACAGAAGAAGGUACAGAAAAGAACAAGUACGAGAAGGAAAAGCGGAAGCUCAAAAACAGAAAAUAG
This is a messenger RNA of Pichia kudriavzevii, 2562 nucleotides long. RefSeq lists its product as uncharacterized. Lineage: Eukaryota; Fungi; Ascomycota; Pichiomycetes; Pichiales; Pichiaceae. Bases 1 to 2562 code for a protein of 853 amino acids. Gene Ontology annotation, cellular component: Noc4p-Nop14p complex; small-subunit processome; nucleolus. The transcript has a single exon. The record is from RefSeq and is a predicted model, not a curated record. Gene Ontology annotation, biological process: maturation of SSU-rRNA.